AUGGCGGUGCUAGCCAACGGUGAGGAUAACGGUGCGAUGGAUUCGACGGUGGCAUUCAACGGCUUUCACCAUGGCCGCAACUCCGGGUCGGAGGCGGCUCGGCCGGGGAUAUCGUCGAUUGAGAGCUCGACUACUACAAGUGAGGAGGAGUCUGGGGCGGAUUUAUCGCUUUCUAGGCAGAAGACGGUUGCUGCGCAGUCUUGUCGCGAUGACUACCAGCCGUCGACACCACCAUCGUCGUUUUCUCAACCAACACCAUCGACGCCACCCCUCACACCUAAGUCUACUACCCCUGUUGUCAAAUCAGAGCAAAAUGAGAGGAAACACCAUCACCUUCACCACCACAAACAAUUCACCACCCCGAUCUUCACCCCCUCGUUGACAACAUUUGACCGGCACAAUCCCCUCGCCAACUCGUCCCCGUUCUUCGGAUUUUACACCCUGUUUUGGAUGUCUGUUUUUUUGUUCGUGGUCAAGAUUGGGGCGGAUAACUGGAGGGAAUAUGGCAAUGUGCUUGGGACGCAUGAGAUCCUGUCGACGAUGUUUGCUCCUGGGAAGGAGGUGGUGGUGUUGGGUCUGGCGGACGGGGUGAUGUGUGGGUUGACUGGGGUUGGGUUGGUUAUACAACGGGGGGUGGUGUUGAGGAGGGGGGUGAAUUGGGAUGGGUCCGGGUGGGUGGUUCAGCAUGUUUGGCAGACGGGGUUUAUGGCUGGGGUGGUGGGUUUUACUCUUUGGAGGGGGUGGCCGUGGACGCAUACGGUUUUUUUUGUUAUGCAUGGGGUUGUGAUGGUGAUGAAGAUGCAUAGUUUUGGGUUUUAUAAUGGGUAUUUGUCUGGGUUGUGGAAGAGGAGGGAGGGGUUGAAGGGGAGGGUGGAGAGGUUGGAAAAGGGGGUGAUAACUGAGGGAGUUGCCAGCUCUGUUGAGAAGGCGGAUAACACCGCAACAACAACAACUCGAAGACGGCAUGGGGAAGGGGAAGAAACUGAUACGCUCAAGGAAGUCAACAUGCUCAAAAGUGAAAUCGAGGCUCUUACUGAGGAGCUCAAGGGCAAGGCAACAGAUCCGUCGAGGGCAUACCCGAAUAACCUCACCGUUUGGAACCACUACGAGUACAUUGUCUUCCCGACGGUGGUCUACGAACUCGAAUACCCCCGCUCCAACAAAAUCAACGUCUACUACGCCCUCGAGAAACUGGUCGCCUGCUUCGGCAUCAUCUUUGUCAUGAUCAUGAUCUCCCAGGCCUUUAUCUACCCGGUCGUGAUGCAGACUGUGGAGAUGAAGGCACAGAACAUGCCCUUGGCCGAACGGUUCAAGCAGUUUCCCUGGAUGCUGCUGGACCUGAUCUUCCCGUUCAUGAUGGAGUACCUGCUGGUGUGGUAUCUGAUCUGGGAGACCAUCUUGAACCUUUUGGCCGAGAUCACGUACUUUGCCGACAGGAGCUUCUAUGAUGCGUGGUGGAACUGUGUGAGCUGGGAUCAGUUUGCGAGGGACUGGAACAGGCCGGUGCAUAAUUUCUUGCUGAGGCAUGUUUAUCAUAGCUCCAUCUCGGCGUUCAAGGUCAACAGGCAUACGGCGACGCUGAUUACGUUUGGGCUGUCGGCUUGUGUGCAUGAGCUGGUGAUGUGGUGUAUUUUUAAGAAGUUGAGGGGGUACUUGUUGGUGUUGCAGAUGUGCCAGUUGCCGUUGGUGAGGUUGAGUAGGACCAGAUGGCUCAAGAAUAGAGCAACGCUUGGGAAUAUGAUCUUCUGGCUGGGGAUAUUCACUGGGCCGAGUGUGCUGUGUAGUCUGUAUCUAAUUCUGUAA
This is a messenger RNA of Podospora anserina S mat+, 1803 nucleotides long. RefSeq lists its product as uncharacterized. The record is from RefSeq and is a predicted model, not a curated record. Gene Ontology annotation, molecular function: ergosterol O-acyltransferase activity. Gene Ontology annotation, biological process: ergosterol metabolic process. The coding region runs from base 1 to 1803 and encodes 600 amino acids. NCBI's taxonomy places the organism in Eukaryota, Fungi, Ascomycota, Sordariomycetes, Sordariales, Podosporaceae. Gene Ontology annotation, cellular component: endoplasmic reticulum membrane. The transcript has 2 exons.